Molecule: messenger RNA, 933 nt
Organism: Chenopodium quinoa (quinoa)
Lineage: Eukaryota; Viridiplantae; Streptophyta; Magnoliopsida; Caryophyllales; Amaranthaceae
Exons: 6
Coding region: 1-933 (310 amino acids)
Molecular function (GO): DNA-binding transcription factor activity
Source: RefSeq, a predicted model, not a curated record
AUGCCGUUUGUUCAAAGUGAUGAUCAUCACCAAAGUGUUGGAUUCGACGGCGGUGAUUUGAGUAUCCAGGGAAUGCAACAAGGGGUUGGGAUAGAGGAUAAUGCCCCUCAAGAACAACAACAACAACAAGAAGAAGAAGAUCAAUUGCCAUUGCCAUUGCAAGUAGUGGGGCCUAUUGAUCCUAAUAAUCAUGAUCCUUGUGCUUUUUGUCUUGUGCUUAGAAUAAUUAGGUUUACAAAUGGCACUUAUACUACCAGGCUUGACAUCCAUGGGAAUGUGGGUUCUAUAUAUCAUGCUUUUUACUUCAAUGACGGGGUACCACUUUCUGGUGAUCACAUGGGAAAUAAUCAAUUUCUUGAUUUUAGCACGCGUUCCUUCGAGGACAUAAGAGAGUAUCUGAAAGGCUACAUUGGCAAUCAUAGACAAAAUGGAUACAUAUUGUUGCAAGAACCUAUUUCAUUGUUUUAUGAAGCCCUAAGCGUCGGCUUUGAUUGGAUUAAUUUUGGAGUUGGCGGAUCGUUCGUAGGAGGAGAGUCUUCUAACCCUUCAGGAAUGGAGAUGAAUGAUUCAGAAGAAGAUAAUCAACCAUUGCCAUUAAUAUACAGCAGGACUGAGCUUUCAAUCCAGAGAGAACGUGUGAAGAAUAUGACACUUCAAGAUUUUGCCAUAUACUUUGAUAGGACUAUAAAUGAUGCAAGUGUGGAAUUACGCUUAUGUGCCACUGUUAUUAAAAAGAAACUUCGUUCUUUCGAGAUUGAUCGAUGGCCUUAUAGAAAGGUGAAAAGCUUACAAGGAAAGCUAACCAAUUUAAUAGGAAGAACAGGGGGUGAAUACAAUAGAUUAAUAAAAAUGGGCCCUGAACGAGUUGAGACUGAGAUUCAAAAGCUUCAGCAACGAAUAUCUGAUAUUCUUAGUGGGAGAAGGAAGCCUUAG